CAAAAAUUGAGAAAUUAUGAGUUUUACAAAAUCAGUUCCAAUUUUACUAAUUUUAUUCAUGGUUCACUGGAUUGCAGCUGAUCAAGAUUGUUGCAAUUUCCUUGGUUGUUGGUGCGAUGGUUGAGGUUGAAUUUACUUAAAAAAUCUGAAUCUUAACGUUUCAGGAUCUAACUUUACAAAAACAACAAAAAACAUUUAAAAAUGGA
Molecule: messenger RNA, 206 nt
Organism: Chironomus riparius
Lineage: Eukaryota; Metazoa; Arthropoda; Insecta; Diptera; Chironomidae
Source: the annotation of a GenBank genome assembly